Molecule: messenger RNA, 4267 nt
Organism: Falco peregrinus (peregrine falcon)
Lineage: Eukaryota; Metazoa; Chordata; Aves; Falconiformes; Falconidae
Gene: PP2D1
Product: protein phosphatase 2C like domain containing 1
Biological process (GO): protein dephosphorylation
Molecular function (GO): protein serine/threonine phosphatase activity
Source: RefSeq, a predicted model, not a curated record
UAAAACGUAUUAGGAUUAAUUGGGCGUGGAGGAGGUUGCAGCUUUGCCUUUAACGGAAUUUUGUCAAGUGUCAUCAAAGCAAAAAUGCCCAUGGGUUGAAACACAAAUCAUGGAAAAGCUUAUAAUCCACCAGUAAUAAGCGUUAAGUAGUGAAGGAGAAGAAAAUGUACUUCCCAGCUGAAAUCCUGGAAGGGACAACAGUUGCAAAAGUUACUUUAAGGUGUGGCUGUAUCAAGUUUAAAGACAGUGCCCCAGAAAAUGGAUGAGGUUGAAGCAGGAUGAAAUUACCGAAGCCUGCUCUUGCAGUGUGGCUGUGGGAUAUUUCCGCUGCUAAACCACUGCCGUCUGCCCAGGUGGUGGAUUAACAGCAGUUAACAAAGAUUAACUGGAAGUCAGAAAUCUCAGGAGAGAGAAUACAUUAAAAACAUGUGAGAUAUGAAUUUUUGUCUGGUAUUUCUCACCCAUACACACACAAAUACUAAACACUAAACUAAACAUAAUGAACUGAAGCGUAACACUAUGUUUUCAUACUUAGUAGACUGAUUAUGUAUAGGCCGGCAAGCUGAGCCUCUCACAGCAGGCAGGAUUUGGUGUUACUAUGGUGUCUGUACAUUUAUGUCACAUGCUGAUCUAGGGGGACAGGCUGUUACACAAGCAGCUGUAAGGUUUAGCUGUACAUCACAUUACAGGCCACAGCGGCCGUUCAAACAACUCAUUUCAUCUGCUGCCUAAGCAAUAUUCGUAUUUACAAGGUUUCUUACCCGUUUCAAAUGACAGGUAGAAUCAUCAGUGCUGCCUACAAAUAGGGUUGCCUCAUGUUUUCAGUAACUUAAAACUGCAGACACUAACUGUUCAUACUGAAAUUUUCCAAGCCUGAAGCAGAUUAAUUUGAAAAAAGUCCAAGUAAUAUGGUCUAGCUGUUUCUGAGAAUACGAUUUCAUGAAUAUGUUAUUUUGCAUGUAUUAAACCAAAAUUCUAGUAACUAUUUUAUAGAGAAUGUCCAAGAUUGUCAGAUUCUAAACUAGGGCUUGGAAAUUUGGCUGAGACUGCAUCAAGCGGUGCCUCUUUUGUCAUUCUUGUAACUUUACCUAAAUCAGACCAAGUUACAGUAUUUCAAAAGCAGCAUCAGUUUGCUGGUGCCCAGUGGAGACGUGCCGGUAGGUGAAUUCAGGCAGCCCCCUCUGCACUGGCUGGUCUCUAUCAGCAAGUGUCUCACAAGGACUUACUCCACAGCUGACUCUUGGGUUUGUAGCACCAGCGCCAGACCUAAGAAUAGUUAACCAGCAUCAAGGAAGGAGACUGAGCUGGUAAGGGAGACUGGAGCAAGGAGCUGAGGUGGGAAAAGAGGUGCAUGGAGACAGGAGAGCAGGCAGAGAGGCUCGUGCGGGCUAUAGAUGAUGUCCUUGCAGUACCUGGUCUUGAUUCCAUGUUUUCAGCCUCGCUGCUCUUCUGCAAGCUCUGUUGCAAAGUGCGUCCCUCCUUCCAUCCUGAUGGCUGGAGAAGAACCGAGGCUGCGUGCUGUUGCUCACAGGUCUGGCAGCUCAAGGACUAGGGGUGUUUCCCACACACCUAAAAGCUCAAAUACUGCUUGGCCCAUUUGACAACAUUUUGUUCUUCAUUAUGCUUUCUUGACUUAGAAACUGACACGUUCAAAAUUGAUCCUACAUUAAAGGAACACGAACAUUGCAAGAUCUAGCUCUUGCAAGCAAGAACAACAGAAUAUUGUCCACAUACAUGUAAUUAAUCUUCUGUGCGCCUAAAUGCAAUGGUAUAAAAUAAUUUUUUUCCAGUUGACUCAAAGUCCUCAGAACUAAAACUGAUUGCAAUGACAGUGAGAUUUGAUUAUAAACAUGUACACCAAUGCUUCUGGCCCUAUUUCAUAUUUCCCAUGCAAGAUCGGUAUAUUUUUUAAUCUUAAAUAAGCCUUUCCCCCUCCCCACGCCAAGUAGGAAUUACACUCUACUACCAUGUCUGGAAAGUGAUGAAUAGAUACAGAAAAGCUGAUGAGAAAUUUUCGUAUUUACAGUUUAACAGUGUCAAGGCACAGGGCUACGCACUGAAUCACAAGGAGGAAACAACUGACUACAGCCUCGCUAGAGAUGAGGAAGAUCACCUGGAGAAAGUCACAAUUGCACCCGAGAACAAUGAUUCCAAGCAUAUUUCGCUUUUUUGCUCUGCAUGUCAACAAACAAUAUAUCCAUACCACUUACUUUAUCACAAAAAACCCCAAACCACAAAGCCCCUGGCUUUGCUGGGCUUCGAUAGCCCAAAGACUGACAAUGAAGCACUUUUGGCUCAGAGACAGAAACUAAUUUCAAAGUUGACCAAGACUCCUGAAUAUUCCGAGACACACAUAGAUUAUUCAAAUGAAUUCCUUAUGGAUAAUCGCACUCCUACAUCAUAUCAUCAUUUUGCUAAUACUAACAGUCCUAGUAUGUACAUAAAUAAUUCUUUAAUAAAAGCAUUACCAAUCCAAGAUAAAAAUUCCACGUGGCAAGGAGACAUGGAAGAAUUUAUUGUGCAUGACAACUACGGAAAUAGGUCAGAUCUGUGCUUUCUGCGGUUAGUUGAUGGCUCUCAUGGUGUGACAACUGCAGGAACAGUUGCAGUAGAGCUUCUCCUUCUAUUUCUUGGCCAGCCUCAAAUGGAUUCCUCCUACAAAAACAGUAAGGAUGAACAGGAAAUUCUAGAUUCUUUUGCCACAGUAAUCUAGGCAGAUUACAGCAAAAAAGAGAAGAUUUUCUCAGAUAAACCAGGCAAUGAUGAGACUAACAAGACUGAUACUUACGAAUGGAUUCACAAAGCAUAUUCCAAGCCCUUCCGGAGAAAGAAUAGACUUUUAUGACUGGAAAGCAAUAAAGUUUCUGAAGUUCACUGGAGUGAUUGUUCAGCAGUUACCUGUUUGGUGGAAAGAAUCCCCAGCAAAAUGACAGAUGGCACUGAGGAAGAAGAGAGAAAACAUUCUGAAAACACCACACACAGUCCAUCAGCCUGGACAGGCAAAAGUGCUGCUGGUUUACUGCACAUUGCUAAUAUAGGUAUUAAUGCACAUGCAGUCUUAAGUAAAAACAGAAACAGUCAUGGCUUCUCAAAAGAGCACAGCACUUCUAAUGUAAGCAAGAGAAAAAUCAGACUUCAGAAUGCUGGAGACAUCAGCACUAAUAAACCAGACUGGUUAGUAGAGGGGCACCUGAGAACUGCAAGGGAUCUUGGACACGGAGAUCCACUGCUGAAAAGAUCCGUUACACCUGUACCUCAUACUGUACCUGUUCCCAUCAAUGACACUUGCCAGUUUCUUUUAGCUUCUCAUGGGCUUUGGGAGGUUUUGGAUUACAAUGAAGUACUUGCAUUAACUCUAACAACAAUCACUCGUUAUUUUAGAAUGUAUGAAUGUGCCCAACAAAACAGGACUUCUCCGUCUAAGUGUCAGUAUUUGACGCCCCUCACUGAAGACAACUUAAAUGACCCAAAGGCUAUUAAUGAUCGGCAAGAUAGAAUAGAGACACUGUAUUCCAGUAAAGACAUUUUUCUGGCUGACUCGAAAGGCAACCUGAAACAAAAUAAGCCAAAAUGUUCUAGGAGGAACUAUUUGCAAAGUGAAGAUGGAGUUCCUAAGGAAACCGAUGGCCACAAAAAUCAAGCUGAUCCAGAACUGUCUCUUUUCAGUAACAAUGAAGCAAACAGAGAGAGAAAACAGUCCAAUUCUAGCAGACAAGGUGGCUCUGAAGAAGUGAAACAGCUUGAGGACAGAAAAGUUCUAUGCAACAAUUUUCAGCCAUGGUCACAGACUGCAGAGCAAGAAGAAAGAGACACUGACACUUUCUGUGUGAGAGGUCCAAGUCGCACCCAUAAACAGCUGUAAGAGAAUGUACUGGCAAUAGGGUCUGAACACAUGAGACAGCCAAAGGAUCCCGGAGCACGCCUUUCCGAUUAGGACUCAGGUCAGUAACUGGCAGAAAAAAUGGACUCCAAGAUAUUUUGUGACAAACCUGCAAGUUACACUGGUCAAGAACUGCUAAAGAUUGGAUCCCCAGUGAAUUCUAAACCACCACUACAGGUCAAGGAGGACACAAAAAUGUACCCGGCCAACUGCGAAUCACGAACUGCAGGGAGGCAGGGUCACUCUGGGGCCCUCUACAACAACAGCGCAAGCUACAUUAGUGAACACCUGGAAAAGACUGCAUUACCUGCAGGUUCAAGAGACAAUAUUAAUUUGGUUAUACUCCUGAACAGAUGCAGUAAGAAACCCUAUUACCUCAACAUUUAA